CUAGAAGAGGAGGCAAUCUUAAAAAAAAAAAAAAAAAAAAGCCCACCCCUGCACAUUUCCUUAAGUGCUUUAAGCUGUAAAUCGUUUAUAUUAACAAUUAUCCAAGCAUAAAGAAAUCUGAGUUGGGAGAAUCAGACUGCAAUAUUAGCAAGCCAGGAAGAAGAGACUGUGGGUGACUAUAAGGAUAUCAGGCUUGGUUUACUAAAACAGGACUGACAUCACUGCAAACCAAAUGAUGGAAGGAAAAGAGACUUUAAGAAACAGGGCUGAGAAGUCAAUACUGCAACUUCCCUGAUUCUAAGUAAAAAGACCAUUACCAACAAGACCACUAUGCUCCAGCUUGCAAACCCCUGCAGAUUACAGCACAAUAAUCAUAAGGACGUACUUGUAAGCCCUACAUAAACCCAAGUAAAAAAAGCAGCAAAGUUGAUAGGAUUUAAUUUAAAAAAGAUUAAAGAACAAAUAAAUUAACAAAGACAUUGUAAGUGGGUUUUGGGGGAAAGGGCACAGUGCAGAUAGAGCCCUGUUAGAAAAAUUAGGGCAAAAUUGAAGAAGGAUCCAGUGCUGAAAUAGAAGCCUCAGUGGAUAAAGAAGACAAACCAAGGAAGAGUGCGCCCGGGAAGUGAAACAGUAUGGCAGUCAUGAAGGAGCUUCUCAGGGCCAGAAACCUGCUGUUGGUUGUCCUUAUUCCACUUCUGCUGCUUCCUUUGCCACUCCUAUAUCCCAGCAGUGAAGCCUCGUGUGCUUAUGUGCUCAUAGUGACAGCUGUGUACUGGGUCUCAGAAGCAGUACCCCUCGGCGCCGCUGCACUAGUGCCUGCUUUUCUCUAUCCACUGUUUGGAGUGAUGAAGUCCAGCGAGGUAGCUGCAGAAUAUUUCAAGAACACAACUUUGCUCCUCCUGGGAGUGAUUUGUGUGGCAGCUUCUGUAGAAAAGUGGAAUCUACACAAGCGGAUUGCCCUGCGCAUGGUCAUGAUGGCUGGAGCAAAGCCAGGCAUGUUACUACUUUGCUUUAUGUGCUGCACCACCAUCUUAUCCAUGUGGCUUUCCAAUACAUCUACCACAGCCAUGGUGAUGCCAAUUGUAGAGGCAGUGCUACAAGAGCUGGUGAAUGCUGAGGAGGAGUGUGAGGUCAUCAGCACUUCAGGCAACACCAUUUCUGAAGAGAAGGAGCCAAACGGUCUCAGCGAAAAUCACGGUCAAACUUCACUGGAGCUCAUUUUCAUCAAUGAGGAUGCUACGACCACAGACUUCAGCUCCCUGAUGCAUACCAAGAAUAUGAAUGGUGUACACAUGAUAGCCAACCCAAUUGGAACUGCGAAUUCCAAAACCAAUGGGCAGCAUUUACCUCAGACUCAGAUACUUGUUCUGCCUCCGAACUCCAGAGACCUGGAUUUGAGUACCAAAUACCGAUACCAAUCUAGACAUGAUCAUAUGGUCUGUAAGUGCCUCUCACUGAGCAUCUCAUACGCUGCAACCAUUGGGGGACUGACCACCAUUAUAGGCACAUCCACUAGCCUCAUAUUCUUAGAGCACUUUAACAGCCAUUAUCCAAAUGCUGAAGUGGUGAAUUUUGGAACCUGGUUUUUGUUCAGCUUUCCCAUCUCGCUCAUAAUGUUGGUUCUGACUUGGUUUUGGAUGCACUGGCUGUUCCUGGGUUGCAAUUUUAAAGAGACUUGUUCUGUGAGCAAGAAGAAGAAGACCAAACGGGAAGAAUUGUCAGAGAAAAGAAUUCGAGAAGAAUAUGAGAAAUUGGGAAACAUUAGCUAUCCUGAAAUGGUGACUGGUUUUUUUUUCAUUCUGAUGACCUUGCUUUGGUUUACACGGGAGCCUGGUUUUGUACCAGGCUGGUCAUCCUUCUUUGAGAAGAAAGGCUACCGGACUGAUGCUACUGUCUCUGUAUUCCUUGGCUUUCUUCUUUUCCUGAUCCCAGCAAAGAAACCACGUUUUGGAAAGAAGGAGGAAGGAGAUGGAGAGAAUUCUGCAAACAUUAACUCAAUGGAGCCAAUAAUUACCUGGAAGGACUUCCAGAAGACUAUGCCCUGGGAGAUUGUAGUUCUUGUUGGAGGAGGAUAUGCUUUAGCAGCUGGAUGCAAGACCUCUGGCCUUUCUACAUGGAUUGGGCGCCAGAUGUUGUCUUUGAGCAGCCUCCCCUACUGGGCUGUUACUCUGCUGGCCUGCAUCUUGGUGUCCAUGGUAACAGAGUUUGUUAGUAACCCAGCCACCAUAACUAUCUUCUUGCCUAUUUUAUGCAGUAUGUCAGAAACCCUGCAUAUCAACCCUUUAUACACUCUGAUUCCUGUAACCAUGUGUAUCUCCUUUGCUGUGAUGCUGCCAGUUGGCAACCCUCCAAAUGCCAUUGUCUUCAGUUAUGGGCACUGCCAGAUCAAAGACAUGGUGAAAGCUGGGCUGGGUGUAAAUCUGAUUGGUCUAGUGGUUGUCCUGAUAGCCAUCAACACUUGGGGAAUUAGCCUUUUCCAGCUGAAUAUGUUUCCAGACUGGGCAAGGGUCAGCAAUGUAACUGGUCAGUUGUAAUAAGCAGUGACAAAACUUGCAAAACCAAAGCAGGCAGGGGCAAAUAUUUCAUCUAAAUUGGACAUGUAAAAGAAAGGAAGAAACUUGAGUGUAUAUAGAUCCAGGAUCCAGAGCAAAACAUAAAGCAAGUCCACAGGUUGUUCUCCUAAAAAAAGAUACCUUGCCCUUUAUUUCCUAAAAUGAAAAUUUGCAUUGCUUUUUCACUUUUUAAAAUCACCAUGAAACAAGACAGAUUUGCUUUGAUUUAUUGCUUCUUUCCCUGUGCUACCAUAAUUCUACAAGAAAAUCCAACUUAGAGCUUCCCUUACACUACAGAGCAAUCAAAUUGAACAUUUCCCUUUCAAAUAGGGGAUAUAUGAUCCCAGUGAGAAAACUGAAGUAUAUACUAGUAUAGUAUACAACAUUAAUAUAGUAGUAUACUAUACAACAUACUAUAAUAACAUACACUUUCCUUCCAUUCUGACGUCCACAGAAGAUAGAAGGUGACUCAGUUUACUAACUUGGAGUUUUUUUUAAGACUAAUUAUUGUAAAUGCAGGUUUGUUUGGGUUUUUUUUUUUCCUUGAGGUGAGUCAUCAUUACUUAAAGAUGUUCAAUCUGUUAGCUAAUCUGUGUGGACUAGAGAAAAAUUUGACUAGAAAAUGUGUAGCAUCCACAUGAAAGGGAGAUGAGAAACUACUACUCAGGCAGGGAUGAAUGAGGGACCUGGACAUGGCAACAUGGGAGAGGACCUGGGGCUUGUCCUCAGUCCUCACAUGAAAAUUUACAUGUUGGAAUACUUUCAGUCUCUUCUUUGGAAAGAGGAACUUCAGAGUCUUCUCAGGAUCUCAGAUGGGAAGUGUCAGGUUCCUCAUUCCUUAUUUUUCUGGUGUGGACGCUGUCCACGGCAGUCCUGCAGCGGAAGCAAUUCCCAGCAAACCCUGACAUGGCCACCAGUUUUGUUCUCUUUAUGUUUCCUUUGCUGUUGAUUUUAUUGAUAGAGAAGGGGUAGUCCUUUCCAAGGUUACAAUCAAUGUUGCUCUGUAACUAAGAUGGGGAGGGCUUGUAGGAAUGGCAUUGACAGAUCUCACCAUCACAACAUUCACACUGAGAUCACACACACACACACACACACACACACACACACACACACACACACACACACACACACCCCUAUUCUUUAGCAGCCCAGAGAACAGGGGCUCCAAGCCAAGGUAGCUUCAAGAUACAGCAGAAAAGCAGCACACCAAAGGACCAUUUUCUCUUAUGUUUAUAAAGGUGGGUGCCUUUCAUUACUGAUUGUAUCCCAGUUAUCCCCACUAGAUUUCCCUUAUGAUAUAUAUUGUUUUUAAUCACUUAUUUAAUGUUAAAGCCUUUGAUCUGGUUAUUAGGAUAAUUGGGUCCCAUAUAAUCACUUUAGAGAUGCAAUUUAAUCACUUGCUAUGUGGCUUUGUUCAAUAGGCUUCCCAUUUGGAAACAGUAUAUUUCAAUGUUAGUGUAAAUGUCUAUACAAUGUAAAGACAAUGUCAAUAAAAUAAAUUAUUCACCA
Alligator mississippiensis (American alligator) is the source of this 4061-nucleotide messenger RNA. RefSeq names its product solute carrier family 13 member 4 (gene SLC13A4). The transcript is spliced from 16 exons. Gene Ontology annotation, molecular function: transmembrane transporter activity. The record is from RefSeq and is a predicted model, not a curated record. NCBI's taxonomy places the organism in Eukaryota, Metazoa, Chordata, Crocodylia, Alligatoridae. Bases 633 to 2534 code for a protein of 633 amino acids. Gene Ontology annotation, cellular component: membrane. Gene Ontology annotation, biological process: monoatomic anion transmembrane transport.